Messenger RNA from Centropristis striata (black sea bass), 3531 nucleotides. RefSeq names its product oxysterol-binding protein 2-like. Gene Ontology annotation, cellular component: cytosol; membrane; intracellular membrane-bounded organelle. The coding region runs from base 373 to 2649 and encodes 758 amino acids. NCBI's taxonomy places the organism in Eukaryota, Metazoa, Chordata, Actinopteri, Perciformes, Serranidae. The record is from RefSeq and is a predicted model, not a curated record. The transcript has 14 exons. Gene Ontology annotation, molecular function: cholesterol binding.
AAUUACUGCCAUGAACUGUUUGACACUGUAGUCAUGGGAAUCAUUGUUGAUUUGGUGCCAUCCUUAUCAGAGUGUGUGGAGGCCAUGUAGGGAAUUUCCUCUCUAUCCAGCGCAGCUCUGUGCUCUGAAUCCUCUGCAGUCUGCAUCAGCAAAGUGUCUUGGCAUCACUUCUCGUCCUUCCUUUGGUGUCCAUUCCGGCGUCAAGUGAAAGGGGUUCACGGCGGUUUAUUUUGCCCUCAACCGGACCCCUCCUCCGUCGAGCUCAUUCGCCAGCGCUGACGUCCUCUCCCCCGCUAGUCGCGGUGGGGUAGUGCCGCUGUCCCCGCUCUCCCCGGUUCAUCCCGCAUCCUUCGGCGUGCGGCGGAGCGGAGGAUGAGCGAGCAAGGGAAGGGCUCGGCAUCCGCCUCUGCCGCGGCCCCGGCUCCAGGGUCGGAUACUUACAAAGGCUGGCUUUUUAAAUGGACCAACUAUUUGAAAGGGUACCAGCGGCGAUGGUUUGUCCUCAGCAAUGGCCUGCUUUCAUAUUACAGGACGCAGGCAGAGAUGGCCCAUACGUGCCGUGGAACAAUAAACUUGGCCACGGCACACAUCGACACAGAGGAUGCCUGCAAUAUUGUCCUCAGCAGUGGCGGCCGCACAUACCACCUGAAGGCUAGCACGGAAGUGGAGCGGCAGAGAUGGGUCACGGCCCUGGAGUUGGCCAAAGCUAAAGCCAUCCGCAUGAUGAACGAUCAGUCUGAUGACUCGGGGGACGAGGAGCCUACAUCCCAGUCGGACCGCAGCGAGAUUCAGGGCACCCUGAAGAUACUCGUCAGCAAGCUUGAUGACCUCAGCACAUGUAAUGACCUGAUCGCCAAGCACGGGGCGGCACUGCAGCGUUCCCUGAGUGAGCUCGAGGGUCUGAAAGUCCCUGUGGAGGGAGGAGAGAAGUUCAAGGCAGUCAAUGAGCGAGCCACCCUCUUCCGCAUCACUUCCAAUGCUAUGAUCAAUGCGUGUCGAGACUUCUUGGACCUAGCAGAGACUCACAGCAGGAGAUGGCAGCGGGCGCUGCAGUAUGAGCGUGAGCAGCGUACCCACCUAGAGGAGACCAUUGAGCAGCUAGCCAAGCAGCAUAACAGCCUGGAGCGAGCGUGGAGAGAAGCACCCACGCUUGUUUCCACCACACCCAGUGCCCCUACCACCAACAAGGGAGGGAGUGAGAGGCUGCGCAAAGAAGAGGCAAGUGAUGAAGAUGAGGAUACUGAGUACUUUGAUGCCAUGGAGGAUUCCCCUGCAUUCAUCACAGUGACUACCACUGACAACACACAGCACAGGCGAUCGCAAAGUAAUUUGAGCGGAGCGAGCGGAGGUCAGCCCAGCGACUGGAACCAGGACAACCAUAUGUCUCCGAGCUGUAAUGAUGUGUCGGGGAAGGAGCUGCAGCCCCGCAGACAGAGGCGGACUCAUGUCCCAGACAAACCCAACUACUCCCUCAAUUUAUGGAGCAUCAUGAAGAACUGCAUUGGCAAGGAGCUCUCCAAAAUCCCCAUGCCUGUAAACUUCAAUGAGCCUCUGUCGAUGCUGCAGCGUCUCACAGAGGACCUGGAGUAUCACGAGCUUCUGGAUAAGGCGGCGCGUUGCGACUCCACCCUGGAGCAGAUGUGCCUGGUCGCUGCCUUCUCCGUCUCGUCCUACUCCACCACAGUCCACCGGACAGCCAAGCCCUUCAAUCCCCUCCUGGGCGAGACCUACGAGCUCGAUCGCCUGGAGGAGUUCGGCUAUCGCUCGCUGUGUGAGCAGGUGAGCCAUCACCCCCCUGCAGCUGCACAUCAUGUGGUUUCCCAACGAGGCUGGACCCUGUGGCAGGAAAUCACCAUUGCCAGCAAGUUCCGUGGCAAAUACCUCUCCAUAAUGCCUCUGGGUGCCAUUCACCUGCAUUUCCACUCCAGCGGGAACCACUACGUGUGGAGAAAGGUCACCUCCACAGUGCACAAUAUCAUUGUGGGCAAGCUGUGGAUUGACCAGUCGGGGGACAUUGAGAUUGUGAAUCACAGAACCAAGGAGACCUGCCAACUCAAGUUCUCUCCCUACAGUUAUUUCUCCAGGGACAUUCCACGGAAGGUGACAGGUGUGGUGGCAGACAGUGGUGGCCAGGCUCACUACAUCCUGUCUGGCACGUGGGAUGAUAAAAUUGAGAGCGCAAAGAUCGUUCAGAGCAGCCGAGGGGGCAGUGGAUCAGAGGGCAAGCAGAAGACGGUCUAUCAGACGUUGUCCCCCAAACUGCUGUGGAAGAAAUACCCUCUCCCGGAGAACGCUGAGAACAUGUACUACUUCUCUGCGCUGGCACUGACCCUGAACGAGCAGGAGGACGACGUGGGACUGACCGACAGCCGUCUGAGACCAGACCAGAAGCUGAUGGAGGAAGGCCGAUGGGAUGAGGCAAACUCAGAAAAACAGAGGCUAGAAGAGAAACAAAGAGCUGUGAGGAGGAGGAGGGAAGCGGAGGCCACGGACGCUCUGGAUGAAGGUAAAGAAUACGAAGGCUACCAGCCAUUGUGGUUUCACCAGAGGAGGGACUCCGUCACUGGAGAGACAAACUUUGUGUACAAGGGAGGUUACUGGGAGUCGAAGGACAGACAGGACUGGAGCAUGUGUCCUGACAUCUUCUAACCCAGGAGCUCACCUGGAUCACUCCUGACCUCAUCAGACAGGGAACUGCUCCGCCUGGUCCUUCAGCAAUGCUGGCUUGUGAGCACCAUGUGGACCUUUAGUGAGCGUGAGAAUGUGUUUCACACACUCUCAGAUUACCUCCAAAUAUACACUCUCACUCUGUUUUUACUGUGGGGGGGGGGGAAAGAAAACAUCCCCUGAGUACGGUACUGAAACAGCAGUGAGAUCAUGUGUGGAUGUGAGGUGGUGUUGGAGUUGUAACACCACACACUAAGGGAACCUGCACACUCCUGAAAAUCAGGUGCUCCAUAAAUCUUACUCACAAUGCACUUUUCUGUGUUCACCCCAUUUUAGAAUUUUUUACCGAUUGGACAGAAACCCAUAUCAAAGCACCUCUCGAUUAUAAACAGGACAAAAUCACAAACGGUGUUGAAUACACACGUCAGUAUUUCAGGGGUUACAAGAAAAUUGUCCUCAUCUUCUGUUUUAUUCAGCACAAUCGAGAUUCUACAUACUUUCUAAAUCUCAAGUUAGUUGCCUCAUUUUAUUCACAAGAAUUACUUCAAAUGCUCAUUAUUUGCCCAUUUUUAGUUGCUAGGCCCAACUGGUGUCCGGGAAUUAGAUUAGAAUUAUUAGAUUGUAAUUAAUAUUACAGACACAAAGUGUUCAAAAUUAAUUGAAUAAAUAAGACAUUCUAAAAACAUAAAGGUCUUGACAUAAAUAACUGCAGAAAAAAUAGUUAACACAAUAAUGCAAUAUUUAUAUUUUUCUGCUGCUCAUGUUCACAAUCGUUUGUGGCAAGUCAGUUUUAAUACUUUACUUAUUUAUUACUAUCAUAUUUUAUAAUUCCCUUUCUCAAGAAAGAUCUCAAGAAGAAAAGAC